AUGGAGGAUGAUACCUGCAGGCGCGACUCCGAUGCAGAGACCACAUACUCUAUGGAUUCCAUAUUGGAUGAUACCAAGCUUGUUUACCUCCAGGCCUUCUCGGAUCAGCUCUCCAGAGACCUCACUGAUGAUUUAAACAACCCAAGGGCCUCGGGUCUAAAACAUGAGUACCUCGAGAUGGCAUUAAAAACGUUUGCCUGGAAGCUGCAUGGAGAGUCGUCAAACCCGUUUCAGUGGUGGGCAUCCGUUGUUCUCCAUCGGAACCGAAGGGAGAUUGUCAGCCUAUUAUCUCAAACCCGCACUGCUGGGUCUGACUCCGUUAGUGGCGCCGAGAGCGACGAAGAGCACGAACGCGAGCUGUUCCAGAGACCCUCAGCGAUGACCUCUGACUGGCUCAGUCAAGUCGAGCCAGGUCUCUUGGAUGACCCCUGGGCAGAAGACUUGAUCAGUGACUCCGAGGACGAGCCGGACCUGUUUCAAUUUGCAGACUACGAGCAGUUUGUUCGCAAAUCCGGUGCUUACAAAUGGCUGCUUUCUAAGAUACGCCAGCUUGAUCAACUAACCUACGGAAAUUUCGACUCGAUGUCCGAAAUUGGGACGCAGAUUCGGAAUCGACUUUGGACGCAAGAACCUCUCCGCCAAAUCAGCGGCCGCAAACCGUCGUCCACCGUUACCAUGGCAUUUUCCUUGGACUGGAACCCCAUGAGCAUUUUUCGAGACCGGGAGAUAGACCUCACCCAGACAGAUAUUUUUGAAAGAGUAAUGUGUUUGACCGGUACGGUGUACGAAGCUCAGGCCACGACUGUGAUGGAGUACAUGACCCAGACAUGGCCCGAGACAGGAGAGCAUAUCAUCGCUUUGAUAAAGAAACUCGUCUCUGUUCCUGAGGGGAAAGAGUGUGUUUAUCAGCUACCAGAGUCACCUGUAACUCUACAAGACAGACUCUCUGACAGUGUCCCGCUCAGGAAGCCAAGUACUCCCCAACUGCGGGCACAAAUCCUUGGGCCUUCCGAUUGCUCAAUUUCUGUAACCGGAGGCCUGUACUUUGUGUCUGAAAUAGCCGAGCAAGUUGGGUGGUUGGCUGCAACCCUGAGAUGCUCCCCGAACGCAACAAGCCGAGGCGUUGUGACCUGUACCCCUCGCGUGAAAGAUCUUCAGAUAACCGCGAAGGAAGCUGCUGAUCCAGUAGCAGCGAUAACAGGAUCUUGCCGGAUUGUCUUUGAUUUCAAGCAGGUUACCGAGAAUGGCGACCCUACUGAACGCAAUGGCUUAUGCUGGGUCCCUCUCUUCAUGCGCCCCAUCCUCGUCAGUGGCUAUCCGAUCCUUAGAAGACCCGAGAAAAAUACUGGCAUUGAGAUGUCCUUACGAUUCAUGGCCUGCCUCGUCCGGUCCCGGGAGGUGGUCCAGUGGGGGAAGAGGAUAAUCAUCAAGGGCUUCAGUUCGUUAUUAGUCGCCACUCUGGCCACUGCCGGGACGGUUGUGUGGCAUCUUCUUGUUAGCAAGAGCCUCGAGGAGCGCAUUUCUUACGUUGACCCAGAGCUUGAUAAUCUGGACAUCCGAAUGCCCGAAGGAUUCUCGCUUCGAGACCUCGAAGGGAGCCGGCACUUCGUCGGUUGGUGCGCAAACGCUACGGAUAUGUGCGGAUACAAAACAGCGGCGCUGAAUGUUACGGCGUCUGGCUUGCGGGAGCCCCCCGCAUCUAUUGCCAUAGACAAACUGUACAUCGAAGCGGGAUCUGGUUUUAUUGGCGGGCUGAAUAUGUCCUUCAACAAAAAGGAGCAGCCGUUUUGGCUCGAGAGAGAGAAAGACUACCCCAGCCUCCUUAAAUGGGUCAGCCUACAGCCCAUUGUCUUUUACGACGUAUCAGAUCGUCGGGCAUGGCUCGUCGACGGCGCAUCCGCGCUACUUCAUUUGGUGCGGAUAUCGCUGCAUCUUGACGAACACGAUCCCGAGUCGACGUACGACUGGGUCUUUGAUGCUUCCAAGUUCAAGGACCAGUGGAACGGUUGUACGGGACGCCAUGCGGCGCUGAAGACGCUAAAGAGCUGGGAUAACCUCGACUUGAAUCUCUACAUCAUCAGCAAAGGAGUCCUCAACGGGCAACCGGUUACGGAACAUUCGAAACUCGAGACGCGAGUAAAGAAGAUCCUCCACUCGAUUGAAAUCUUGAUUGACGUACAGGUCAAAGUGGCGUCCCAAGAUGGCGUCAGGAUACCCCAAACUCUCGAUCCCCGGAGAAGCAUCACCGGAUUCGACAUCCUAGACGUCAUUUCUCCCCUUCGUCCUGUGCAUGCGCGCAUGCAGCACAUCAACGCAUGGGGGCCCGGAUGGAGAGACCUAUUGCCAGCAGUCGGUAUCACGGCUAUUUUUGGAAAUGGUUUCGGGAACCUCAUCUGCCCUGACGACCCCUCUAGCGUCUGCAGCAAGUGGAAGUGUGUACCCACCGGGUCGGACUAUCUGGCUGCUUCCGUAUCUACCCUCCAGAUGCUGCACAAGCGGCUCCUGACGAGGAUGGAGCCUGGCUUGGGCGUUGGUGAAUUGACGAAGAAGGUUGUGUGGUUUUCGUCAUCCGACCCGCUCCGAGCCUGCCAGUGCGUAGAGACUCCUGGAGCAUGCCAUGUCAAUCCGGUGCAAUUCCUCAUGCCAAAUAGGUAUCCCAGACUCAUAUCUAAGCCCAUGACACCGGUGGAUGUCGUGGGUCUUGGCCAGCAAGGCGCCGUCAUAUUUGGGCAUAUGGCCUUGUUAGGGCGUGGGAGGGAGGGUAAAGACGCGGUGCGAGAGGACCAGGAGAGUGACCAGGGUGAGCAGUCUGUUGCGCAUUCGGUUUCAACUCGCGCCCAAGGAAGUGUGCACGAAGCUUUGGGCCCAUCUACUACUGGCUCAACUGCUGGCUCUUCCGUCACUCAGCCGUCGACGAUAACGGUGCCGAGUGUGGAGGCGUCUAUUGACAAUCUUGAACAAGGCAAAGGAGAAGGAGGGGAAGGGUCCAGCGCGAAUAAGUCCGGCAAAGGGACUACAACGUUGCAGAAAUUGAGAAAUUGGAUAAGGAAGUAA
Molecule: messenger RNA, 3054 nt
Organism: Ilyonectria robusta
Lineage: Eukaryota; Fungi; Ascomycota; Sordariomycetes; Hypocreales; Nectriaceae
Exons: 4
Coding region: 1-3054 (1017 amino acids)
Source: RefSeq, a predicted model, not a curated record